Molecule: messenger RNA, 987 nt
Organism: Camellia sinensis
Lineage: Eukaryota; Viridiplantae; Streptophyta; Magnoliopsida; Ericales; Theaceae
Source: RefSeq, a predicted model, not a curated record
AACUUUAACACAUAUAUACAAACAGUUUGAACACAGAGAGAGAAAGAGAGAGAGAGAGUGUGUAUGUGCGUGUGUGUUAGGGUUUCUAUUACGGAGUGUUUGGGAGCUGCAUAGGAGGUUUCUCGGGGCCUAGAAAGUCCGAGAAAAUGGCGAGAAACGGAGAGGAAGAGAACCCGCAGAGAGGUAACUCUGGUUCUGCAACCGCCGCCGUCGGGGUUAGAGCCAGAGCCGACCCUUUCCUGGUCGUUUGCCGAUGCUUCAGCUUCAUCACAGCAGUGGCUGCCAUUCUUUGCAUUGCUGUCAAUAUUCUUUCUGCCGUUCGAUCUUUCAAGAACGGAUCCGAUAUAUUUGAUGGCAUAUUUCGGUGCUAUGCGGUUGUGAUUGCACUCUUCGUUGUGGUUGCCGAGACAGAAUGGGUAUUCAUCAUGAAGUUCUGGAAGGUGUUGGAGUAUUGGGCUUGUAGGGGUAUGCUGCAGAUCUUCGUUGCAGUGAUGACAAGAGCUUACCCUGAGGACUCUGGGGAGCGGGAGCAGCUUAUUCUUCUCCAAAACAUAUCAUGUUACAUGCUUCUUUCUUGUGGUGUUGUUUACAUUAUUUCGGGAAUUUUAUGCAUUGGCCAUUUCAAACGUGCUCGCCAGAAGAAAGAAGUUUCAAGGGACCAAGCUGUUAGGGAUCUGCAGGAAUUGGAGCGUCGUAGAGAGGAACUUGAAGCUUUGUUGUUAAUUGACGAAAGAGUUUGAGACUCGAGACUAGGGUUAACCCAGAAGACUUUCUAGUGUCAAGCUUGAACUAGAAGCUAGAAAAGUGAGUUUUUCACUGCGGCCUGGAAAUUCUUGUUUGUAUAUUUCGUCGUUUGUUCUAAUAGAGUGUUGUUUUCUUUCUGGGACCUGUUCUUUGUAAAAUUGUAGUUAGAUUUUUGUGAAAUAAACUAAUGUUGUGUUUGGAUUUAUAAAUUAUAAAGGAAAGGUGUUGACAUUAUUUAUUCAA